Messenger RNA from Hydra vulgaris (swiftwater hydra), 1801 nucleotides. Its product is annotated as repetitive organellar protein. Gene Ontology annotation, biological process: protein export from nucleus; cell differentiation. Lineage: Eukaryota; Metazoa; Cnidaria; Hydrozoa; Anthoathecata; Hydridae. The record is from RefSeq and is a predicted model, not a curated record. Gene Ontology annotation, cellular component: centriole.
AAUUUAAAUGAAAAAAAUGAUUUUAUUUAUUUAAAAAUGUUAAAAAGAAUUUCUUAAAUGAUUUCACAAAGGUUUUGAUCAGUUAAAGAAGGUUUUUUCAAACUUCGAAAGAGUCUUUUAAAAUUCUUUGUAUAGUUUGCGAAAAUUCUUCAUGGAUAAAUCCAACAAAUCUUUAAAGUCGCCUUCAUCAUUUUCUUUAUUGAGCAACUUAAAGAAGCCAUCUGCUUUUAACAACUUUGAUCUAAUCAAAAGUAAUGAACAAAUAAACUCUAAGAAUAAUAAAUAUUUCAGCCAAAAAAAUGCUAAAAAUAAUAAAGCAAACAAUGAAGAUAAUGAGCUUAGCAGUCAAUCACCAAGCAACCAAUCAAUGAGCUUAUCUCAAAAUUCUGAAAAAGAAGCGGUAAAUGUUUGUGACAUAAAAUUAAAAAUUUUUAAACCAGUUAUUUGUGAAGAUGAUAAGGUAGCAAAAAAAAAAGCAAGUUGUAGGCUGCAGGAUGCAGAAUUUUAUUCUGAAUCUAAAAAACCAUACUUUCUUUCUCCUUCAAUGAUUCAAAGUGCAGCUGCUGUUAAAAACUCAAAUGAUAAAAAUGUACAGGAGAAAGAUUUGUUAAAAGAUGUACCAGAAAAGGAUUUGUUAAAGGAAGAAAAAUUUGCACUAAAAAAUGAAAACAAACUUGUGUCAAAAAAUAAAAAACCGUUUGAAGAACCUGAAGAUUCUUUAGCAUUAAAAGAAAAUAAUAUUGAGUUUGCAAUAAUAAGACAUGAAAGUUUUGCUCUGGACAAUGACUUUGCAAUUUUGAAAAAAGAAAAUACUAAACUAAUACAAGAAAUGAUAACAUUAAAAAAUGAAAAUGAUCAAGCCAAAAAAGAAAUAAAUUGUUUGCAAAAGAAUAUUGAAAAAAUGGAACGAGACCAUUUUCAAGAAAUUAAGUCAAUGUAUGAAAAAUACAUUGUCCUUCAAAAUGACAAAGACAAUGAAAAAAAAGACUUUGUAAAAAAAGUCUCAAAACUUGAACAGUUGCUCUGUGAAAAAAAUGAAGAGUUUUAUACUCAGCAAUGUUUAGUAAUCCAACAAGAAGAAAAUAUGUCAAAGCUACAGUCUAAAAAUAUAGCAUUAGACGAAAAGUUGAAAAGCGUUAUUGAAUCACACAAUCAAGAAAUUUUAUUGCUUGCAAAAGAAAAAGAUAAAAUAAUCACUGAAAUAUUUCAAAAUAAAAAUGAAAUAGAGUUGUUGCGAAAUGAGUUAGCUACAACCAAAGAGGAUUUUAAUAACACAGAGAAAAAAAUUAUUGAAAAAGAUGAAGUAUUAGAGAAUUUAAACAAAUGUCAUAAUGACAUUAUGGAUAAAAAAAAUUCAGAACUUACUGAGGAGCGCGAACAAACAAAUCGUUUAAAGGCUGAAUUAAAAACAAAAGUAGAAAUAAUAUUUGAUCUGGAAAAACAACUCACAGAAUGUAAGUUAGAAAGUUUGAAAGGUGCAGAUAAAGCUCAAUCUCUAAAAAAUGAAAUAUUUUUGCAGAAUCAGGAGAUUAACCAAUUGCAACAGACAUGCAAAGUACUUCAAUCCACCAAUGAAUUAUUAAAUGUGCGGUUGAAUGCACUUAAUGAAAUAUUGCGUUUGCAGGAAGUAAACAUGACUAGUGCUGGUUCUUCUGAAGACAAAAUCUUGAACCUUUGGAGAAACAAAGUUUACAGUUUACUUGUGCAGUUAAAGUUAAAUGACAUCAAUUGAUUAAAGUUUUUUUAUUUAUUUUUUUCUAAUAAUAUUUAUAAACUUAAAAAUAUAUAUCGUAUGAAUAUA